AAAAAUAAAGAAAUUAUUAACAAGUUAAACUUGUUAUAAGAGUCCAAUGGAUAUUAAAAGUCCAGGAUUUAAGUGGGAAUCUAAGAAACAAGAGAUAUUAAAUAAAGAGAUAUUAAAUAAAGAAAACCUAUCACCAAAUAGAAGUAAAGGAACAGUAUUAGGAGAAGGACCAUAUCUUAAACGUUCCAAGUCAUUUGAUGGAAGAGGAGAUGAGAAGUUUGUAAAGCCUUUAUUAGGUAAACGGGAGCCAAGAUCAACAACGUUAGAGAUGCCUAAUAAGGGUAUAUUGAAGACAUCAGUGUAUUCUUUAGGCAGUGCACAAGAUUCAAGUUAUAAAAGUGAUAUGGAUAAUCAUACUGUUAUAGGAAUAAUGCAAGUUGCAUUGAAAGAUAAUGAAAAAGAAACAGAGAAUGGGGAGAUGAAGAGGAAUCAGGGACGAAAGAGUCUUAAUCGUCGUGUUAGCUUUGCAAAUUAUGCGUCCGUAAGAUUAUUUGAAAAAGAACAGGAAUUUCAGUCACCUAAUCCUAGUUCACCAGUUAAGACUACUACAUCUUUGAAAGAAAAUUUUUUAUUGUCACCGAUUAAACGAAACCUUAAAACUAAAAAGUCAACAGUAUUAAAUGAUUCACCGAAGACGCCAUCACCUAUAAAAUGUAUUUCCCCUAUAAAACCUUCAAAAGCAUAUAUAAAUUCGCCUAUACCAAUUCCUCAAGGACAAGAGUUUUCAGAUGAUAUAGAUCAUGUUGAUAUUGAAUCAUCGGAAAAUGUAUUUUUCUCUGAUAUUGGAAAUAAUUAUGGAAAGGGAUUCCGUGAUUGUGAGGAUAAUGGUGUUUUUAAAGAUAUUGAUGGAGAAAUGACAAUGGAUUUGACAGAAGUUAUUUCUAAUCCAGUAUUUGAGGAAAAAAAUGCUCAAGAAGUAGCAAUGGAUGUGGUAGAUGUUGUUUCUGAUGUUGUAUCCGAAGAACAAGAUGUAGAAGUAACAAUGGAUAUAACUAAGGUACUCCCAUGCUCAAUAUUAAAAAAAAAUGUUACUGAGGAACCAUUGAUUCAUUUAACCAAUGUAUUUGAUAAUUCGGUUGAAAAAAAUAAUGAAGUAGCAAUGGACUUAACAGUGGCUUUGGGUGGGAUUCAAGAAGAUCAGAGUAAAUUACUUUUUGACUUUCAGUCGCAGUCUGAUAAAAAAUAUACUGAAAAGCUAGCUAUGGAAUUGAAUACAACUGAUCAUGGAUUUUUAAAAAUUGCCAAUCACACAGAUCCUGUAGAUAUGGAUACUACUAAAGUUGUUGGAGGUAUUCUUAGGAAUUUAAAUGAAAUAGAUCAAAAAGAUGGAUUAACAAUGGAUUUUACAACUACUAUUGGGAAUAUUUUAACCGUUAACGAAGAAAUUAAGAAGGAUUUAGAUUUUUCCUCCAAUAAUGUUUGUUCAGAGGAGAAAUCAGAUAUACAAAGAAAGAUGCAGUCUGAUACGUCUACUGAGUGCUUUUCUUUAGAUGAUUUUCAUAAGCCUGUAGAUGUUUAUGAAGAUGAUAAUACAGUUGGAAUGGAUCUUACUAAAAUUGUACCAUCCAUUUUGGAACACAAGGAUAAUUUAACAUUAAAAAAUGUGGAAAAAGAAUAUGUUUCGUUAGAACAUGAUAGUUUACCAAUGGGUAUCGAUAUAAAGAAGUCGCCUAAUACUGAGUUAAAAUCACCUCAAAGAAUUCCCCGUAAUGGUGUUUUGGCUAUGGAUGCCCUUUUUGGAAAAAAUACAUUAAAUAAUAUUCGUAACGUAAGUGAUACAGUUGCACCAAUUCAGCUAGGAUCUCCAAAAGCUGCAAAGCUUUUAAAAAGUCGAAAAAGUAUAGGUUGUUAUGAGGAAAUGAAAUUGGUAGGAUUAGGUAGUCCAACUACUAAAAUUAUUGUGGGUGACAAAUCAACACGAGAAAAUGGAACGUCUGGAUUAGAUAUUUUUACUGUAAACGGUUUCAAUAUUUUGGAUCGUAUUGCUCAAUUAACACCUAAAAAGAAUGUGCCGUUUCAAUUAACUCCUGAGAAGAGCGUUAUCUCAUCUCAAUUAUCUCUUCAAAAUACUUCAAAAGACGAUAUUCAUGAAAAUUCUGAAUCUAGGCUCAAAAGGAAUUAUGAAAAUACUUUAAAUGAUGCUGAUAUUAUUAGCCCUAUGAAAAAAACGUGUGAAGGCUCAAAUAUUAAAGAGUAUUCAGAUCAUUUAAUCGAGACACAUGAUGAAGAUAAUUUUUUACCUUCGAUCACUUUAACAGAAUUUUUGAAGAUGACAUCAAUAUCUUUUUUGGAUGGGCUUACUACUACAAAACGAAGAGAGACUACAUUUUUUCCUUAUUUAAAUACAAAUCCUCCAACUUUAAAAGAAUUGGUUUAUGCAUCAUCUCUUACGCUUCCUACUCUUGAGCUUUAUCAAUUUAGUUGUAAAGAGCUUCAAAAAUAUAUAUCAGAGGGGAAAGAGGUGGUUAACAAAAUUGAGGAAGAUACUUCUGAAGAGAAUCCUUUACUUUUUCGAGAAUAUAUCUAUGCUUCUCAUGAUAUUCGAGUUAUUAUGGAUGGUCAAUUUAAAUUACUUAAAAAUUAUUCAAGACUUUAUGCUAAAAGUGUAUGGUAUGAUUGGAGAGAUAAACUAUUGUUAGGUUUGAAAGAAGGGCUAGAGAAGAAUUUGGAAGGAUUAAAGAAGGAUGAAUUAAUAAUUAAUGAAUCUAAACCUAUUUUAAAUACGUAUUUUCCUUUUAUAAAACAGACGUAUAAAUCUUUGAAAGAAAAAGUAAAGCAUAUGAAAGCUAUUAAGGAGGAAAUUAGUCAGUGUGACCAAAAAGAAUUGAAAAAAGUUCGCUCUAAUUUAUUUAAAAUUAAUGAGGAAUUACAAGCUGAUAUGAAACAUUUUGAAAAACUUAAGAAAAACAUACAUGAAAUCGAUGAUAAAUUACAUGAGUUAUCUGAAAAACAAAUAAAAUUAAAUCAAGAGAUAGAAGAAUAUAAAAAAGUGAUAGAAGUUAACCGUUGUUUUGAAAAAGGUGAAAUUGAAAAUAUUAGAAAAAUGCUACAAGUUCUUAAAUUUGUCACUGGAUGGGAAGCAAAACAUUUCUUUCAUGAUACUGUAGUUUUUAUAUAUUUAGACACGAUUGAAACUACAUUUAAUUUUAUUAAAAACAAUGUAUCAAUAAAAUGGACUGGAGACAUAAAAGACAAGAUUAAAGAGUUUUUUUUUGAUUAUUUGGAAAAAAGAUUGGUAGGCUGUACAGUUAAAGAAGCAUUGUCUCUUAUAUGUAGCAUAUGGUAUACGGUAACUUUAAUAUGGUCAGAAUUUUGUUUACUUAAAGUUCGAUAUCCUUUACUGUAUAAUUUAACGAUUGAAAAUGGUGAACCAUUAUUGCUCGUUACAGCAAAAGUGUUUUUACCAUUAUCUUUUUCAAAAUUUCAUGUAACCUUUAAACUUCGCCACUCAAUUCUUUAUGAAUAUCCUAAUUUAAAUAAUUAUGAUUUAAUAGAUAUUCAUACUGUUUAUGGCAAUUCUAAUACUUCUAAAAUAUUGAAGGCUAUACUAGAAAAAAUUUCAGUUGGAGGUAUAAAAGCAUUAGGUUCUGUAUGUAGCGAUUUUUAAAUGAUUUAUAUAUAAUUAUGUAUAAUUUAAUUAAGCUUUUACUUUCUAAGAUAUU
Messenger RNA from Pneumocystis carinii B80, 3662 nucleotides. RefSeq lists its product as hypothetical. Bases 47 to 3607 code for a protein of 1186 amino acids. NCBI's taxonomy places the organism in Eukaryota, Fungi, Ascomycota, Pneumocystomycetes, Pneumocystales, Pneumocystaceae. The record is from RefSeq and is a predicted model, not a curated record. The transcript is spliced from 13 exons. Gene Ontology annotation, biological process: protein localization to kinetochore; mitotic spindle assembly checkpoint signaling; mitotic sister chromatid biorientation.